GCAUGGGCAGUAAACAAUUGAAAUUUUUCGGUUUGGGGCUUGAUCUUGGUGGGUGUCAUUGCGAAAAAUAUCAUAUUAGAGCUUGGCAGUCAGGAGAUGAACUGUAGUUAAGCGUGAAAUACUUCAAAUUGAAAUUUGGCUGAUCUUUCUUACACUGCUGAAAAAGAAAAAUGAGAGCAGGAUCAAGUUUGAGUUUUCCCAGGUUCCGGCUGGGCUGGUGGAAUGAAAAAUAAAUGGAAUUGAAAUGCUGUAGACUCAUGUAAAACAGCUCCACCUGCUCUAGAGCCCACACCCAGCACACCUAAGGAGCAGCCAUGGGCCGGCCACGCCGUGGUGGCGGGCGGGCCUCCGCUGGAGGGGGUCGAGCCUCCGCCUCGGGCGGUGCCGGAAAACACGCCGGCAAGCACGGGAGGCGCGCGGCACGGGACGCCAAGCACGCGGCGCCCUCGGACGGCGGCGACCCAGACCGCCUGUCAGAGCAGGCGGCGCGGCUGGAGGUCACCGACACCAGCGGCGAGGACUCCAACUCCGACACCAGUGACUCUGACUCCGACUCUGGCUCGGAACGUGUGGAGCGCGCGGCGUUCCCAGUAGCCAUGUGGGACCUGGAGCACUGUAACCCGCGCGCCUGCUCCGGUCGCAAGCUCUCCCGUCACGGUCUCGUGCGUGUGCUGCGGGUGGGUCAGCGGUUCGGCGGUGUGGCCCUGACGCCUUCUGCCACGCGCUGUGUGUCGCCCGCUGACAGAGACGCCGUGGCAGACUGGGGCCUCGCUGUGGUGGACUGCUCCUGGGCACGGCUCGCGGAGGUACCGUUUGGAAAACUCCGCUCGGGUCAUCCACGACUGCUUCCGUUUCUAGUGGCGGCAAAUCCGGUCAACUACGGAAAACCAUGUAAACUCUCCUGCGUGGAGGCACUAGCGGCAGCCAUGUUCAUCACCGGCUUCAAGCAGGAAGCACGCCUGUAUCUAAGCAAGUUCAAGUGGGGGAAGCAGUUUGAGGCUCUGAACUCUGAGCUGUUGGAGACGUACGCAGCCUGUAAGGAUGGUGCGGAGGUGGUGGCGGCGCAGGGGGCCUACUUGGAGAAGGUGGAGGGGGAGAAGUCGGAGGCCAGUCCGUACGAUGACCUGCCCAGGUAUACUUCCUCAGAGGACAGUGAAGAGGAAGGUGGAGAAGGUGACGGAGAGACUGCUGGAGAGCGAGAUGGUGAUGGUGGUGAAAAGGACGCACAGGCGAGCGGGCCGUGUGAUGACGCUAAGAGUGCGGAGGGGAAAGAGGAAGUGGUAAAGGGGACAGACGGUGAGAGGACACCUGAGUGAGCGAAAACAUGACGCAUCGCGACGAUCACAUGUUUGUGUGGGGAUAGGUUCCCUUUGGUGUUACAUGAUCGGUAGGUAUGUUUGAGGGAUGAAAUUGAAACAUUAUAUUCUGAUAUUGAGCGUCAAGGUGUGAGAAGCGAUGUUUUUCAUUGACUGAUGGCAAUCGUUGUUUAAAUAGCUAUACGAGCUCCGCAAAAUAACCUUUGUUAUAAAUAUGGGUCAAAUGUUUUUAUAAGGCUUGAAAGCGCACCAAGUGUCCAAAUGACACUGGGGAUUGUUUCUUCCCUGGUACCCGUUACAUGAAUAAUGUGACCUGAUUUUUGCUUUGUUUUGUGUCGAUGUUUUGUCAACAUCAAAACUAUAAAACGCAAAUUGUGACUUUUCGAAAAUACAUUUUCAAUAGUAAGGUUGUACCAACCUUGCGUAUAUCAA
Amphibalanus amphitrite is the source of this 1748-nucleotide messenger RNA. Its product is annotated as 18S rRNA aminocarboxypropyltransferase-like. The transcript is spliced from 2 exons. NCBI's taxonomy places the organism in Eukaryota, Metazoa, Arthropoda, Thecostraca, Balanomorpha, Balanidae. Gene Ontology annotation, molecular function: rRNA small subunit aminocarboxypropyltransferase activity. The record is from RefSeq and is a predicted model, not a curated record. Gene Ontology annotation, biological process: maturation of SSU-rRNA. Bases 315 to 1316 code for a protein of 333 amino acids.